Gigantopelta aegis is the source of this 3826-nucleotide messenger RNA. Its product is annotated as crossover junction endonuclease MUS81-like. Bases 145 to 2643 code for a protein of 832 amino acids. The record is from RefSeq and is a predicted model, not a curated record. NCBI's taxonomy places the organism in Eukaryota, Metazoa, Mollusca, Gastropoda, Neomphalida, Peltospiridae. Gene Ontology annotation, molecular function: DNA binding; crossover junction DNA endonuclease activity; 3'-flap endonuclease activity. The transcript is spliced from 21 exons. Gene Ontology annotation, biological process: DNA catabolic process; double-strand break repair via break-induced replication; mitotic intra-S DNA damage checkpoint signaling. Gene Ontology annotation, cellular component: nucleus; Holliday junction resolvase complex.
UUGGAUUUUUCGCGGAAAUUUUAAAUGGACUUAAAAUUUAAUCACGUUAUCACAAUAUAUUGUUUUGUAUAGUCUACAGUCAAGCAUGUUAACAUCAGUUGUGAUUGUUUUCAAGUUGCACGAAUUUAACUAGUUACCGAAUUGAUGGAUCCACUGAUAGGUAAGCGGAAGAAGAGAAAGGUGGAAUGUGUGAACCCGCUGUUUGUGCAGUGGUUAACAGAGUGGAAGGAUGAGGCUGCCGAUAAUGGCUGGAAGACGCAGUACACUUUCAAUAAAGCACUCAAUACUCUGAAGAAGUUUCCGCUUACCUUGUCGUGUGGUAAAGACUGCCGAAUGCUGCAAAACUUUGGAGACAAAAUCUGCAAAAUGUUGGAUGAUCGACUCGCUAAACAUGUGGAAACAUAUGGAACCACAGCUCCUAUAGUAAGAACAGAAUCUGUGAUCACCUCACGAGCUGGUACAGGGAUAUCCACUCACACCACCAGCACUAUUUCAACUAGCACAACCUCACCUAGAAUGGAAAUCUCAGGUCCUCGUAUUGACUCAGGAAUAGUCAGUGACGAAUCGGACGUUGAUGAGCAACCAUCACAACAGAGGAAGCGGCGGAAGUCUUUGGGAAACAAGGCACCGCGGGAGUAUAUUCCAGCCUUCAGGUCGGGACCGUACGCCAUUUUACUGGCUCUCUACAGAAAUGCACAGAAUCCAAAUAGCAUUCAUGACUUUAUGACCCAUACAGAAAUAAUCCAAGCAGCAGAACCAUUGGCCGAUAAUUCCUUUACAGUGCCUGACCCUGGUUGUCGUUACACUGCAUGGUCGUCGAUGGGGACUCUUAUUAAAAAGGGGCUGGUCAUCAAAAACAGCAGUCCAGCUAGGUACAGUUUGACACAGUCUGGUAAAGACUUGGCUGACAGACUGGAAUCAGUUGAUGGCACUUCACCACAUACCGCAGGAAGCGACAGGUCAGCAAUGUCGACCAAUAAAAUCUCUCUGUCAGUCAAAUCACCAGAUGUUGAGAGUCUGUCUGCCAUGGAUGACUGGAACGAUGGCAUGCCCAAUCUUCCAUCACUGGAUCUGCCACAAGUUCUCAGUUCUCAUAAACAGAGUGAACAGCCUGGACUUCCACAGACUUCUAAUAGGUUUCACUUUUGGUUUGUUACUGAUGACAACCGACUUGUUACCAGUAAAGAUGAAGCAGCUGUGUCCAUAGAUGAAGUGAAUUCCAUUAGUUUUCUUGUCAAGUGUAACUAUCAACAGCUGUUAAAAUCAGGCAAGACAUACAAGCUGGAUACGAGUAGGCCGCUAGGUGAUGACGUGUUUGCCUACCUGUGUGAUACGGACGCUGAUGAUAUUGCAUGCCCUCCUUCUGCACCACAACCAGACAAACAAAAGCAAGCUACUGAAUCAGUUAAACCCAAACCACAGAAACCAAGAAAGCUCAACACCACCAACAGAACUGCUGCAGAACCCGUUCCCAAGGAAACCUCCUUGAGAGAAAGACUGUUGGGAGUGCAGACUCUUACAUCUGAUGUAGUCUUGGAACCACAGACCAUCGCACGUGAUGUACUCGCGUCUGUUCAGUCCAAGAGAGCAGACACACUUUCUAGUCUGACUACAAGAACCGAGAAUACAGGAUUGUUUGCGUCUGAUUCACAGGACUCGACAGUAAGCGACAAGAUUCAAAAUUCUGACUCACAGUCUUCUACAGUCUCAAGUGUUUCGUCAGCAAGCGGUUUGCCACCCACAGACUUUGUGUUUGCUCCUGGUUCAUUUGAUAUUAUCUUGUGUGUCGAUAACAGAGAGUUUUAUGGAGGUGGGAAGACAAAUAAUAAACCUCUGCUGCCAGACCUGAUACGGAAUGGCGUAGAGUGUGACCUUCGACCUCUUCACGUAGGAGACAUGUUGUGGAUUGCCAGAGAGAAAUCACAGAAAUUACCAGGGCAGAUACGUAAGCCUCAAGGGAGAGAACUGGUCCUGGACUAUGUGAUCGAGAGGAAGAGAAUGGAUGACCUUGUCAGCAGUACAAUUGACGGCAGAUUCCGGGAGCAGAAGUUUCGUCUCAAGCGAUGUGGUGUACAGAAUGCGAUAUAUUUGAUAGAAGAAUACGGAUCGAUGCAACAUUUCAGUAUUUCUGAAGACAAACUGAAACAGGCUAUCACAAACACACAGGUUAUUGACGGCUUCCAGAUAAAGAAAACCCAUGAUGUUAAAGAAACAGUCACAUACUUGACCGUUUUAACGAGAUAUCUUCAGAGUUAUUACAGGGGUAAAACAUUACAUGCUUGCAAUCUAGAAGUAUUACAAGAUAUGAGAAGAAACUGUCAGUUACAAGAUGGUGAACAGAUUCUGAUUGAGUUUCAACAUUUCAACCACGGAUCUUUGAAGAGCAAGAAUUUGACAGUGCAUGAGAUGUUUGGAAAGCAGUUAAUACAGCUCCAUGGGAUGUCUGCAGAUAAGGCCAAGGCCAUAGUAGACCAGUACCCAACAGUUAUGCAUUUAUAUGAUGCCUAUUCUUCCUGCCACACUGACAAGGAAAGAGAGUCUUUGCUGGCUAAUAUUAAAGUUGGAAAACUUGGGAGGAACAUGGGUAUUGGACAAAGCAGACAAAUAUGUCACCUGUAUUGGACAAACUCAGCACUGACGUAAUCAAUGUGCUUAGAGAUUUUGUACCAAAGAAAAUGAUCAACAGUAUUCAGUGCUUCUUAAUCUGUAGACUGGUCCGAGUCUUACAAAGAAUCUCUAUUGGUCUGUGUAGCAUUAGAUAAAACACAGAUCUAGCAGUUAUUAAUAGACAGAAAUGGCUGGAAUCUAAAUAUUGGUUUACAUCACUUCCGACCAGACAGUGAGCAGCAUCAAAAACAUUGAGAAUCACUGGUCAAGAAACUAAGAAUCCACUCCAUGUGUCUGUUUGUUAUUAAAAAAAAAAUCUAUUGUAUUCAUUGUUAAUCUAUUAAACUGUUAUAGUAUAAUGGCAGAGUUGCAUCAAGACAGUUGACUAAGUGAAUAGUUCAUUAAAAAUAUUGCAUGAAAUAUAUUAUAUAUUUAAUUUGUCCAAAAAUGUGUGUAGUUAUUAAUCAUUUCUCACAUAUUUUUUGCUGUUUUGGUAGGCCUAUAUAUCAUUGAAUUAGAAUUACAUGGCCAUAAAUCAGAAGAAUAACUUGGUUAAUGUUUUAGCUUUUGGUAACUUUAAAAUGUGUGUAAGAACUACUUAUUGUUGUAAGAUUAGCAGGAGAGGCACAUAUAUUUCAUCUGACUAUGCCUUUAGUUGGAGAAAUCUUAUGUGACCUUGCAUUUAAAUAUGUUUACUCAGGUUUGCAAGUUAUUUACAUGUCUGCCUUUCUUUUCAAAUUGUUUUGUUCCAGAAUUGAUAGCACAAUUUGAUAGGAAGCUAAGAGAAUCUUUAGUAGUGUAGGGGGGAGGACAGUUGUCCCCUUGAAAAUUUCACCCUUUUUUUUUCACUCCAGAAAAUAGCAUACACAUCUCAGGGUAUAAUUUGUAUAGUGUUUCAUUUGUUUAUAAAAAGUAGCACCCCUCUUAGGAUUUUGAUCAGGUUAGGGCCCAGAAGAGUAUCCCAAGGCUAGAAUCACCAGGGAUUUUAUCCAGCACUUUUUACCAUGGUAAUGGGGGGGAAAUUAAGGAUAGUAAAUCAUAAAUGGCAUAUUGUUUUCAGGCCACUGAAUGAUGCAGUAUGCCACCGUUAAAUUAAUUUAUUGGAACAGACAAUUAAAUUGGGGUUCGUAGCAUUCUUUAAAUUCUUUGAAAGUCUGAAUUUGAAAAAAUAUAUUUUUAGGUCUUUGAAAAAGUCUUUGAAUUGUAAUAAAAGUCUUUA